Molecule: messenger RNA, 486 nt
Organism: Kwoniella shivajii
Lineage: Eukaryota; Fungi; Basidiomycota; Tremellomycetes; Tremellales; Cryptococcaceae
Exons: 4
Coding region: 1-486 (161 amino acids)
Biological process (GO): transcription by RNA polymerase II
Cellular component (GO): RNA polymerase II, core complex
Molecular function (GO): protein dimerization activity
Source: RefSeq, a predicted model, not a curated record
AUGAAUCAACCGAAUAGAAUAGAUUCCUGGUUAUUACAAGAUGACGAGAAACCAUUAACCAUCACUGAAGAUGCUAAAAUACCCAAUGCCGCUACUAUACUAUUGAGAAAGCAGGACCAUACUUUGGGUAAUAUGAUCCGAGCACAACUCCUCUUGGAUCCAACAGUGCUUUUCGCAGGAUACAAAGUCCCUCAUCCAUUAGAAAAUGAUAUAAUAAUAAAAAUACAAACGGAUGAAAGAUCGAAUCCUGCAGAUGCACUGAAAAGAGCAUGUCAUUUAUUGAUUCGUCAAACUGUACAUGUGAAACAACAAUUCAUGGAUCAAGCUAAAAACAUCGAAAUGGGUAUGGGUCCAGAUCAAUCCCUUGCAAACGUAGGCGUCGGAGGUUAUGAUCCUUAUGGUGAUGGUUUAGGUAGAGAAGGUAAUACAGUUGUAGGAGGUCAAGUUAGAGAUACUCUCAACGGAGGUGAUGUAUACGAUUUCUAA